This is a messenger RNA of Lethenteron reissneri (Far Eastern brook lamprey), 3442 nucleotides long. RefSeq names its product ATP-sensitive inward rectifier potassium channel 12-like. The record is from RefSeq and is a predicted model, not a curated record. Gene Ontology annotation, cellular component: plasma membrane. Gene Ontology annotation, molecular function: inward rectifier potassium channel activity. Gene Ontology annotation, biological process: regulation of monoatomic ion transmembrane transport; potassium ion import across plasma membrane. NCBI's taxonomy places the organism in Eukaryota, Metazoa, Chordata, Hyperoartia, Petromyzontiformes, Petromyzontidae.
AGAAGCUCGGGGCUGCAUGCGACCAGCCCGUUCUCCCACACAACGCCUUCAACAAGUUGAUGCCACAAAAGCCUAACAUGAGUUUUCUGUGAUUGGCAGUCACGACGCCGGUCAUGUGACGGAGGGCUGCACAACGGCUCCGCAGGGUGAAGCGCCAAGAGGUGGCGUUGGCCGUUCACGUCGCCGAUUUGCCUCUCCGUGAGCGCACAGAGCGCGCCCCUCCUCCCCCCUCCUCCUCCACCCCCUCCUCCUCCCUCCCUCCUCCUCCGCCGUCGUCCCCACGCAGCCAGCACGCGCGCCUCUCCCCAAAGCAGGGAAUCUGCAGAGGAGCCGGCCACUGCCGCUGUCACUGCCACUGCCGCUGUCACGGCCGCGAUGAGGUGGCUCUCUGACGUGGACACGGUGCUGGGAAGACUGACUUAAUGGCUCCGUGCUGCAGUAGGGAAGGAGCUGUCAUGCUCAAGUGGUGCUGAUUAUUUAUUGUGUGCGGCUCGCAUGACGUGUGAGCAUCAGGUUUAGUGAGAAAACGGUGUUGCACUUUUUUCUUUUGUUUUCAAUCGCCACUCAAUCGCACUGCCAUUUAAUGUAUGCUCACAACAGUGAUGGGUAGUAUGCGCACAACGAACCGCUACAGCAUUGUUUCGUCCGAAGAAGAUGGGCUGAAGCUGACCACCAUGCAGAUGAUGAAUGGGCACGGAAACGGCAACGGCAAGAUCCACACCCGCCGUCGGUGCCGCAACCGUUUCGUCAGGAAAAACGGACAGUGCAACGUUCACUUUGUAAACAUGACCGACAAAUCGCAGCGAUACUUGGCGGACAUGUUCACCACGUGCGUGGACAUUCGCUGGCGCUGGAUGCUGCUCAUCUUCACGCUGACUUUCGUCUUGUCGUGGCUCGUGUUUGGUCUCGCGUUCUGGGUCCUCGCGCUGAUCCACGGGGACCUGGAUGGUGCCAAAUCGCCGUGUGUGAUGCACGUGACGAGCUUCGUUGGCGCGUUCCUGUACUCCGUCGAGACGCAGACCACCAUCGGCUACGGAUCUCGCUACGUGACGGAGGAGUGCCCCACAGCCAUUAUCCUCGUCGUGCUGCAGUCGAUUGUGGGCUGCAUUAUUGACGCUUUCAUGAUCGGCGCCAUUAUGGCCAAAAUGGCUCGGCCCAAGAAGAGAGCGCAGACGCUGCUGUUCAGCCACAAUGCCGUCAUCGCCAUGCGUGAUGGGAAGCUGUGCCUGAUGUGGCGCGUGGGCAACCUGAGGAAAAGCCACAUCGUGGAAGCUCAUGUGCGGGCACAGCUCAUCAAGCCGAGAAUAACAGAAGAAGGGGAAUACAUUCCAUUGGACCAGAUAGACAUCAAUGUUGGGUUUGACAAAGGCCUCGACCGGAUAUUUCUUGUAUCGCCAAUAACCAUCGUUCAUCAGAUUGAUCUGGAGAGUCCACUGUAUGGGAUUAGCAAACAGGAACUGGACAUAGCAGACUUUGAAGUUAUCGUCAUAUUAGAAGGCAUGGUGGAAGCAACAGCAAUGACCACGCAAGCACGCAGCUCGUACCUCUCCAGUGAAGUGUUGUGGGGCCAUCGCUUUGAGCCAGUUCUUUUUGAAGAGAAAAAUCAUUACAAGGUGGACUACUCGCGGUUCCACAACACCUACGAGGUGCACACACCUGCAUGCAGUGCAAGAAUGUUGGCCGAGAAAAAUUUUGUGGUUCCCACCACAACAGCAGCAUUCUGUUAUGAAAAUGAGGUUGCACUGAUGAGCAAAGAUGAGGAGGAGGAGGAAGAAGACGAUGAAAAUCAGAGCAGGGACUUAAAUGAGAUUGGACUGGGAAGUGCUCUGGAGAUGGAUCACUUACAGGCCACCAUCCCACUGGACCAGAGGUCAUAUCGAAGGGAAUCUGAGAUUUGACAGCUUCUUGGCUUUCUAUUUCCCCACCAGAAAUCCUAAGUUGGGAAAAAAAGCUCUUCAAACAAGCUUCAGUGUAGUAAUCCGAUGUGCCCAUCAAGAAGCAAUACCGAACUAAGAAGAAUGUGUGAUGUUUUUUUCUGGCUGUCUCUGAAUGUUCUCAGAAUGAUCCAGGAAAAUAAUAUUGAUUGUUGACCAAUUGUUUUGGUAUCUGUUAGAAUGUUGUUCCAAUAUGAAAGCUAUACCGGUGAGAUGUUCUCAGAUGUUCAAGUUAGUUUUUAUUUUUGCAUAUGAAUGCAAAGUUAGUGCUUUGAAAUGGAGUUGUUAAUGCAAAGAGAAAAUCCCCCCCAAAAAAUAAGCAGUACCAGUCGUUAUACCGUAUUGGAAGCCGUUAUAGUUGACAGUACUUUACCAAUGGAUGCACAAAGAUCCACUGCAGGUGAAAAUAAGUGCAGUUCCACUUUGUGUGGAUUAAGGAAUGGACCGCUGUUAAUAGUAGUGCUCGUGUAAACAUCCUGCACAUGAAUAUUUUAAUGACAUGGAAUAAGAGCACAGUUGAAUAUUUUUUUAACAGGAAAGUGUUACGAAUAAAACCAAUGGAGACUGUUUAGACAUUAACCGAUCCUUGUAUUUUGUGCUGAGAUAUCACGUCAGUGUUAGCGAUUCACACACACAUAUAUUAAUGUAGUGCAGUAAAUAGUUGCUAUUAAUUUAUUGAACAAAGUGUACAGAAAACUAUUUUAUGGGUGGCAACUGGAGUUAAAGGGGGGUUUACUAAUCAGGGAGAGUAUUCAGUACUUAUUUGUAUAAUAAAGAAAUAAAUGCACUCUAUUGUAGACACUUUAAGGGUAAAUGCAAUGCCUUCAAGGGAGGUAUUUUUUGUGUCGAUGUCCCCUAUUACGGUUGCUUCAGGCUGUAAAUGUACGCGUCGCACAUUUUAGCUGGUACUUAUGAGGGGGCAUGCAGAGAGAGAGAGUACUAAAUCAACAGCUUCCACUUAUUCUUUUAAUCGUAAUGCUCGUUUAAAUUUGCUUUGCUUUGAUUUGGCAUGAAAUAUACAGCCCUGUUCAUUAGGGUCUUCCUCUCAUCUAUUUUUUGCAGCCUAUCAAGUAUGUAGACGAUGCUUCGCGAUUGUACGAAUGGGAAAAAGAGCAUCCUUAAUGAUCAGGCUGGCUGAAUAUAUUAACGUGUUUAUCUUGUUUACUCUUUAAAGCAUCAUCUUUUCUUUACAGCAAUCUUGUGACUUAACAGCCAUACAUCGUCGUUCUUUGCAUGAACCAAUAUUUUCCCGUGUCUAGUUGCAGAUUUAAAGGCAACCACACCAAACACAUUUGCAGGCUAGCAGUAUAUAUGUAUAUUUCCUCGUUCUUCAUAUUAGAUUCCUUACUGCUUUACCAAUACACGGUAUAAGGUAUCUAUUUUUAGAGUAUACCGUUCACACUUUGUAUAGCUUGUUUGAUUUUUUUCCAUGAUAAUGCUUUAAGGAAAUCUAUUCCCGUAUAUGCCUUUUAGAUAUGCACUGUAAAAUUAACCUGUUUGUGUGUCCU